Trichoderma citrinoviride is the source of this 255-nucleotide messenger RNA. RefSeq lists its product as hypothetical. The transcript has a single exon. The record is from RefSeq and is a predicted model, not a curated record. Bases 1 to 255 code for a protein of 84 amino acids. NCBI's taxonomy places the organism in Eukaryota, Fungi, Ascomycota, Sordariomycetes, Hypocreales, Hypocreaceae.
AUGCCCGCUGCCGCCCUCAUCGCCAGCCACAACUUCGCUUCCGCCUCCUCUUCCGACUCCGACGUCUCCUCGUCCUCAGCCAGGAUGGACUCCAACCCCCGGCCCAUCGCCUCCGUGCUGGUGCUGCGCUGCAUGCGGUGCGCUCGAUCCGCCGAGACGACGACGACGGACGACGCGAGCACCGCCGGCAUGGUGCGCAUCUCGCACAACCUCUACUACUGCGAGCGGUGCGCCAAGCUCGUGGGAUACAAGUAG